AUGGAAACUAAACAAGUCAACAAAUUCGGUAGAAGUUAUUCUCAAGGAGUCGCUCUCGAUCAAGAUUUGAAAUGUUUAAUUGUUGAUAGCAUUAUAAAAGAGGGGGGCGAUAGAGCCACGGGUUAUAUUCCUUGUACUUUUGCGAAGUUAUCAAGACGGUUUUGUGUGUCGAGCAAGGCUAUAAAAUCUGUGUGGCACCGAUUUUGUGAGGAAAUGACAACGACGCCGAAAAAAAAAGGAGGCAUGACACACAGUAAAUUGGAGGAAGGCGACCUUGAGUUGAUCGAAGUUUUAAAAGUUCAUUCGCCGUCAAUCUCACUCUCUGAAAUUAUACAAGAGUUACCAGCACUAGAAAUUUCUAUGUCAGCUAUCUCGCGGGCCAUUAGAAAUAGGCUACCUUCAGGCGAACAAUAUACGAGGAAAAAACUCACUAGAUUGGCAAGAGAGAGAUUCACUCCGGAAAACAUGUUCUAUACCCAGCUUUUCAUCAAUUACCUUUCGUCAAAAGAUCCGUAUAGAUUAAAAUUUUUUGACGAAGCUGGGAUAAAAAUUCCUUGUGUUGGAACUAGAACAUACGGACACAGUGCUAAGGGGACACGCAGUGUUGAAGUGGUCAGAAAACACGAGUCCCCCAAUAAAACAUUGAAUAUGCUUGUUUCUCUUGAUGGCCCAGUUUACCACAACAUCGUUAACGGAGGCACCAAUACUGCUCCGUUUUCUUAUGUUUUUUGA
This is a messenger RNA of Paramuricea clavata, 732 nucleotides long. The record is from the annotation of a GenBank genome assembly. Lineage: Eukaryota; Metazoa; Cnidaria; Anthozoa; Malacalcyonacea; Plexauridae.